AACAUAUCAACUUCGUGGAAUUUUAGACAUUUGCCAGCAGGUGCAGCACCUGCACCAUUAACCAUGUUUUGGAUUUUACGCCGCACUGGCGCCGCCAACUUCUUCAACUCCUUCAACAACAAUUGCAGCUUCUCCAAGAGCAACUCCGGCGGUGGGAAUCACAGCAACAGCACACAAGACAAAUAUGUGAAGCGUCCCCCAAGGAAGGCGUACGGCAGACUCAGUGCCGAGGCCGACGAUGCCGUGUCACUUGGCCACAAAAUCGAUGAUCCGUUCGAUGAGCUCGACGACUUUGAAAUGCUGGCAGCCAACUCCAGUGCCGGGUGUAGCAGCGCCAAUGGCAAUGGCAAUGCCAAUGUGCCACCAGGUGAAGCCAAUGGCAACGUCAAUGUCAACACCAGAGGAGGAGGUGCAAACGGGAACGUGAACGGGAAUGGAAACCUUUCCCUACUGCCCUGCACUGAUGCCGAUUGCCAGGGCAACUACGAAGUGGAGAGCGCCCUCUGCGAGCUGGGCCUCUGCCAGGCGAAAGCCAAAACAUCAAAGGAUCUGGCCGGGGGGGCCACGUCAACAUCGAAGGAGAUUAACGAAAACACAAUAAGUCGGCUGCAUGCCCUGGCAAUGGCUGACGACGAUGAUGACUAUGAUGAAUCACUUACCUGCAACGUGUGCGACCGAGCUUUCCAUUGUCACCGACAGCUGGCUUCCCACCAGCAGAAGAAGCGUCAUUUCGGGUGCAGUGGCUGCGAUAGUCUGUUUCCGUCACUAAUGCUGCUGGAACACCACAAGGAAGAGUUCGAGCACUGGAGCGACGAGGAGAUGGGGCGGCGGGUCUGCUGCCGGCGGAAUCGGUGCGAUGACGAUUACUUUACGGAUACGGACUCCUUCAUCAGCGACGCGGAGAGCGAGGAUCUGGAGAGGCUGUUGUAAUUGCCGAAGACUGGCCGGGAUUGGAUGGAAAAAGCCGGGAAGGACGGCCAGGAUGGAAAGGCGGACUGAAUUUGAAUUUGAACCCAACCAUGUGGACGAAGGGCCUGGGCCCCGGGGUCUGUCCAACCGCAUUAAUGCCAAGCAGCAGCCGAGGCCUGGACGAGUGUCCUGUGGCGCCAACUGGAAUGGAAGGACCUGGCACUGGGACUGAAACGUGGGUCGUGGACUGAGGGCCUCAGCUUCUGAUGAAGAUUGACACUGGGGCGGACCGCUUGUCGCCCUAAUGAAAAUGAAUUAAACCCUAAUCUGGCUGAACGCAAAGCCUGCGAAACAAACAAUGAGAAAUGUUGGCUAAAGCCCGAAAACCCAAAACCCCAAAAUAUCCGAAAAGCAAAACAAACCCCAACUGAGAUGGCAGAAAAAAAGAAAACAAACAAGAUAUGUAUAAAAUACU
Molecule: messenger RNA, 1384 nt
Organism: Drosophila bipectinata
Lineage: Eukaryota; Metazoa; Arthropoda; Insecta; Diptera; Drosophilidae
Source: RefSeq, a predicted model, not a curated record